AUGGCAAUUCUCCUGUUCUGCGUAGCCGAAGAGGCUAAGCCUUUCAUCUCCAAAAUCAUGUCUGUCGAGCAGUCUGAAAACGCUUGGUUCUUUGCGCUUGCCGAGUCUCGCGAGGGCCCUGCCGAGAAUGGCAUAUUCAAGAACAAGACCCGAGAAGGAGCGACUGUCGAGACAGACUUCAUUGGAGCCCCUGAGCAAGACUGCCGAGUUUGGGGACAGGAGCAGAUGCAGCGCUGGAAUACCAUCGACAAGGGACUGCUUGCGAUUGCGGACCAACGCACGGCACGGGAUGAAACCAUCUCAUUACAGUUCUUCAAUGAAGACUCGGACGACCUGGAGUUUGACGGUUACGGCAAACUUCCAGCCGAAAACCAGAAGUGGUACAACUUCAGAGUCAAGUACGCAGACUCGUUCCAAAUCUACGCGGCACUGACGGAAGGCGCUAUUGAUGUGGUCUACCCAACGUAUUUUGGACGUCAGCAGGAGCUCACUGGCGAGGAUGGCGUAUUUGACGUGGAAAGAGCAGAGAAGCUAUGCGUUGAGUAA
Neoarthrinium moseri is the source of this 546-nucleotide messenger RNA. RefSeq lists its product as uncharacterized. The record is from RefSeq and is a predicted model, not a curated record. The transcript is spliced from 2 exons. Bases 1 to 546 code for a protein of 181 amino acids. NCBI's taxonomy places the organism in Eukaryota, Fungi, Ascomycota, Sordariomycetes, Amphisphaeriales, Apiosporaceae.